Messenger RNA from Phodopus roborovskii (desert hamster), 3978 nucleotides. It is a transcript of the gene Znf219, whose product is annotated as zinc finger protein 219. The coding region runs from base 1044 to 3521 and encodes 825 amino acids. Gene Ontology annotation, molecular function: DNA-binding transcription factor activity, RNA polymerase II-specific; RNA polymerase II cis-regulatory region sequence-specific DNA binding. The record is from RefSeq and is a predicted model, not a curated record. Gene Ontology annotation, biological process: regulation of DNA-templated transcription. NCBI's taxonomy places the organism in Eukaryota, Metazoa, Chordata, Mammalia, Rodentia, Cricetidae. The transcript has 5 exons. Gene Ontology annotation, cellular component: nucleus.
UUUUCAGUGAGCCUGAUCAGACUGUUGGUCCCAGUGAAGGGCUUAUUUGGAGGGUUCAUAGGACAAGAAUAGAUGCCUCAAUUUGGACCCACAGAAACACACACAUUAAGUGACAGUGGCUGUCCAGUGACACUUGGGCAGGACCUUUUGUUAAUGUAUCUGAUAAUGCUCUCAAAGGUCAGAGUCUGCAUGUAACAGGUGUUUGCCCCUUGGUAGUAGAGUCUUGCCACAUCCACUCGAUGUGGAAAAUGCGCUUUAAAGCCCCAGACUUUUCUCUGCUGAUAAGCAGGGCUCACUCCUGGCCCAGUUCACUUCAAUUAAAGAUUUGUAAGUAAAGUAAUGCUUGAGUCCUUUUCUUUCUUAGUAAUUCAGUUUCAUAAGUCUCAUUGUAAGGAAGUUCUUUAUCAAAUAUUAUGUCUGAGGUUAAAAAAAAAAAAGCUAGGCCCAAGUUCAUCUAGCCUGAACAAGAUACAAGGAGGAAGGCAAGAGUGGGUGACUUGUGGCCAUCCACUGAAGUCUAAUUCCAUGACCUUGCCAGGAGACCCUCCCCUCACCAUCCUCUCCCUCAACUCUCCUCCCUGCCCUGUACAGCACUUGUCAGGGAUAGGGAAUUUUAGAUGGAGAAUUUUAACCCUUUCCUGCUCAGAGCAUGUGUGGAUCCCCCUAUCUGUGCAGAUGGCAAGGCCCCGCCCCCCGUCCCUCACUCCAGCCUCUUGAGCUCAGAGCCAGUGUAAUCCUCCUCUUGUGUGAGGAAGCCUCUCCCCUGCAGAGAGGAGGAAAGCCUGCCUCGGAACAGCUCUGGACAAAGGGGCUGAGAUGCCCCAUCAAACCACUGGCUCCAAGGUUUGAAACGGGGUGAAACCUAAAUGGGAUCUGCCGUUUUUAACCCCUUCCCUAGGCUGCUAGUGCCCCUUAACUUCCACGCCUCCCCCAACUCUCUUCAUUCCCUCUGUAGCUGGCUCUCCCUUCACGCCCCUCCCCCUCCGUCUCCAGACUCUGCUGCUGGGAGGUGUUUCUCUCCCAUGCAUGAAUGAGUCUCUGUAAUGAAUGGAAAUGAAUGGAUCAGGAAUCCAGGAAGGGGGAGGGGGAAGAGGAAAGACCAGAAGACUGGGUGCCGGCAAAAGCAAGGAGGAGGAACCUGGAGGGAUUUUGGCUGGCUGGGCCUGGGUCUGAGGAGCUGGUACCACUUGGAUAACAGGAGUAUGGCUAGCCCUCCACAUUUGUUUAUCCAGUGGCACAGCCCAAUGCAAGUGGAAGAGGGCACCUCCGCACCUGUUGCCUUCAUUAGCAGCUUUCCUUCCUCCUCCUUCCAACCCUCAGAACCAAAGAAUGUGAAGGGGUCCAUGGAGGGCUCACGUCCCCGCAUCUUGGUCGGCCACCUAGAGCCUUCCCCACCAGCCUUCGACGGCGAGCUGGAUCUACAGCACUACUCCAACGGACCGGGUGUGAGCACCGGGUCGCCUGGGAUGGGAGCAGUGGGCUGGUCUGAGACUCGUGCAGGCGAAAGGCGCUUCCCCUGUCCUGUGUGCGGAAAGCGCUUCCGAUUCAAUUCCAUCCUGGCUUUGCACCUGCGAGCCCACCCCGGCGCCCAAGCCUUCCAGUGCCCACAUUGUGGCCACCGCGCGGCUCAGCGGGCCCUGCUGCGCUCACAUCUCCGAACGCACCAACCUGAGCGUCCACGAAGCCCUGCUGCACGCCUGUUGCUGGAGUUGGAGGAACGUGCCCUGCUGCGUGAAGCCCAACUGGGGAGAGCCAGAAGCUCAGGGGGCAUGCAGGCCACCCCAGUCACAGAGGGCGUGGCACGCCCUCAGGUUCCUUCCUCGUCUGCCUUCCGUUGCCCUUUCUGCAAAGGCAAGUUUCGCACCUCAGCGGAGAGGGAACGCCACCUGCACAUCCUGCACAGGCCCUGGAAGUGCAGCUUGUGCAGUUUUGGCUCCAGCCAGGAGGAGGAGUUGCUGCACCACAGUCUGACGGCCCAUGGGGCUUCCGAGCGCCCCCUGGCGGCUACUUCGACGCCAGAACCCCAGCCUCCACCCCAGCCAGAACCCAGAUCUGCCCUUGAGCCUGAGCCUGAACCUGAACCUAGGCCCGAGCCUGAACGUGAGGCGAACCCUGCCCCAACUCCUGCACCUCCGGAGGAACCCCCUGCGCCACCUGAGUUCCGUUGCCAGGUGUGCGGCCAGAGCUUUACACAGUCCUGGUUCCUCAAGGGUCAUAUGCGCAAGCACAAGGCCUCUUUUGAUCAUGCGUGCCCCGUGUGUGGCCGCUGCUUCAAGGAGCCCUGGUUCCUUAAGAACCACAUGAAGGUGCACACCAGCAAGCUGGGCCCUUUGCGUUCCCCGGGGCCUGGCUCUACCCCUGCCAGGGCCCCUCAGCCUCCUGACCUGAGCCUGCUGGCUUAUGAGCCUCUGGGCCCUGCGCUCCUACUGGCCCCAGCACCCACCCCGGCUGAGCGCCGAGAGCCCCCAAGCCUCUUAGGCUACCUGAGUGUACGAGCUGGGGAAGUACGACCCAAUGGUGAGGGUGCGGACCCUGGAGCUGGCCGAAGCUAUGGAGGAGGAUUCCGCCCGCUGCCUUCAGCUCUUCCCAAUCGUGCCCGGCGACACCGUACAGAGGAACCAGAGGAGGAGGAAGAGGUGGUGGAGGCGGAAGAGGAGAGCUGGGCCCGGGGCAGGUCGCUGGGCACUCUGACUUCCCUGCACCCCCACCCAGGUGAGGGGUCAGGACAACCUGCACCUGCCAUGGGGACCCAGGCAAGACCUACGGCCACCCAAGAAGAAAAUGGGCUGCUGGUUGGAGGGACCCGAUCCGAAGCGGGCCGUGGGGCCACUGGCAAAGACUGCCCCUUCUGUGGAAAAUCUUUCCGCUCGGCGCAUCACCUGAAAGUGCAUCUUCGUGUGCACACAGGUGAGCGUCCCUACAAGUGUCCACACUGCGACUAUGCAGGUACCCAAUCAGGCUCGCUCAAGUAUCACCUUCAGCGUCACCACCGAGAGCAAAGGAGCAGUGCAGGGCCUGGGCCUCCUCCAGAACCCCCGCCCCCUUCCCCACGGGGCUCUGCCUCACUGCAGCCGCAGUCAGGAGCCAAGCCAACUCAGGCCUCUGCCACCUGGGUGGAGGGCACUGCAAGUACCCGGCCUUCUUCAAGCAGCACCGGAGCAGGGUCCCGUAGGAAGCCUGCCAGCCCUGGGAGGACCCUGCGCAACGGGAGAGGUGGUGAGGCCGAGCCCCUGGACCUGUCCCUACGGGCAGGCCCGGGAGGUGAAGCCGGAUCAGGGGGUGCCCUUCACCGCUGCCUCUUCUGCCCCUUUGCCACUGGAGCUCCUGAGCUCAUGGCCUUGCAUCUGCAAGUACACCACAGCCGUCGGGCUCGGGGCCGCCGGCAGCCCCGGCCUGACACAUCUCCACCCUAUGCCCGAGCACCAUCAGGAGAAACGCCUCCCAGCCCUCCACUAGAAGAGGAGGGCAGCCCUGGGCUGUCUAGAUCUGGGGAGGCAGGUCUUGGGGGGCAGGAACGGUAGGGAGCCCUGUUAGGAGUGAUUAGCUUAGUAAGCUUACCCCGCAGGAGCAGGGAAGCGCUAGAGGUAGUUGGGUAGAGCAGCCAGCAGGGAGCAGUGUGGGACCCGUAUCCCAGCCCAAGGUGGACCAAGAGAUAAAGUGGGCAGUGGGUGAAGGAGGGUGGGCAAGCAGUACCCACCCAGCCCAGGGGAGUCACAGUGCCUUAGAAGUGGCAGAGGUGAGGGUCAAAGAACGGGGUCCUAGGGCUGGUAGAGGAUGUGUUCCUGGUGAGGAACCACUCUGCCAGUUUCUGCUGGUCCAUAGGCAUGAGAGUUUAUUUUUGUAUAAGGGGUGGGGGUGGGGGGCACUGUACCCUUCUAGCCCUGUCAGGGGCCCUGUAGACGUUGCUAUUUUUGGUACGAUUCCUGUCAUCCCUGUUGAAGAGUCAUGUCCCCAAUAAACAGGUGUCUUGAGGCACAA